GCUGCUCUCUCACAGUCUCUAUUUUCACUCCUGGAGGGUUGGGGAGAGUGAAAGCAACAGGAGCUCUUUCCAAUCCCAUUCUCUGAUGAGUUCUCUAGCUGAAUCCCUCUCCUUACUCUGUGACUGAACUCUUCGGACCUCUUUCCCUGCUCCGUCUCCUGAAGGCAGUUAGUGGGGGAAGCCAUCUGGCAGGACCGUGCACCUCACCAACAGCAAAGAGAAAAAUAAGCCAUUUGGAUUCUCCAGCUUUUUUUUUUUUUUUUUUUGGUACGAACAAGUUUAAAGUUUUUUUUAAAAUGUUGCUCUGAAGGGCGUUCCAGUGGGACCAGUGAGCUCCAGGGAGAGGAGCUGCCAGGCGGCUCCGAUUACAGCUAUCUCUGUAAUUUUUAUAUGACAAUACAUUUGUAAAGCAGGACGGCUGGGAGGGUGGGGAAAGGGGAAGGAUGAGCAGAAACAGCUCCUCUUGGGACCAGCUACUUUUUCAGCCCCCUUUAUGCGAGGGCUGGAAGCAGAAUGUUGAGGGAGCAGCCUAUCACCUGGGCAAUUGCAUCCUCCUCCUAGGCUACAUGGGGGGAAGUGGGAUCUUUGGCUCCAUCUAUAUCUUCAGCCUUCUGGCCACUGGCUACAUCUGCUAUGCUCUGUGGGGCUGGCUGAAUGCCUGUGGACUAGACAUCUUCAUUUGGAAUAUGCUGCUGGUCAUGGCCUGCAUACUUCAGCUGGCUCACCUGAUAUACCGGCUCCACAAGCACACCUUCUUGGAAGAGUUUGACCUCCUCUACAAGACCCUCUGCCAGCCCUUGCAUGUGCCCUUUGAGGUCUACAAAGAGAUUGUGAAAUGCUGCGAAGAGAAGGUCCUGUCACUGGCCAGAGACCAGAACUACGCUGCGGAGGGCAAGACGCCCAUCAACCGCCUGUCUCUGCUGCUCUCUGGCAGGGUCAGAGUGAGCCAGGAUGGACAGUUCCUGCACUAUGUCUUCCCCUACCAGUUCCUGGACUCCCCAGAGUGGGAGUCACUGCGACCUUCCGAGGAGGGAACGUUCCAGGUCACGUUGACAGCAGAGACGGACUGCAGUUAUAUCACCUGGCCAAGGAGGAAGCUUUACCUCCUCUUGGCAAAAGAUCGCUACAUCGCCCGCCUUUUCUCGGUCUUCCUCGGCUACGACAUCUCGGAGAAAUUGUAUGCCCUCAACGAUAAGCUCUUUGCUAAGUUCGGCCUGCGCUUUGACAUCCGCUUACCCAGCCUCCACCACGUCCUGGGACCCGCCUCCUCAGAGGCUGAGGCCGAGAAGGAGCUGUAUGAGUGGGAGGAGCUGGCCGUGCCCCAUCGUCCGAUGCCUACCUUUGUCCAGACCGCUGCCUCAGCCCCUCCUCCUCCUCCUUCUGCCCACCCCAAGGUGCCCCGGCCUGACAGUGCCCUGCUGGGUGAGGACUCUACCAGUCUUGUGUUGGAAGAUUUUGCUGAGUUGUCAGGGUCUUUUAUGGACUAUGUAAGCGAAGGGGAGUAUAUGAAGUGAGGGCACUUCUAACGUGGGCACACGUCACCCUGUGUGGGAUCCCCAUCUUCUGGAAGCCUUACCCGGAGUUACCCCUGUGCCCUCUUCAAAGGACGAGCCCCUCUGGCUCCCACCCAGACCCCAGAACUCUAGGGCACAACAGUUGGUUUUGAACAGGAAAACCCACGCAUGAGUGUAUGCUCACACACCUCUAACCAGAAAGACACUCAUUAACAUGCACCUACAUGUCCACACAACACUCCUGCAAGCACAUGAAGUAUCUGCAUGAGACUGAAGUGUGAUGGCUGGACACCUUCCACACCACAUUCUGUUCACCUGCAGUGGCACAAGGGAUGUCUGGGUGUUCCUUUUUGUAUUCUGGUCUUUCACUCCCAUGGUCUGUUAACAGCUCUGUUAUCAGUUCCAUUAAAUGUGUUGGAAACACAGUGGUAUUAGCCUGUCCAGGGAGUCUUUUGAUUUGAGGACACCAGUUAAAGAGCGUGUUGAUUCACUAGGGUUCAGUGACUUGGAGGGGAGACGCUGAUGUUCAGAGGAUUUCACAUGAGCUCUAGAAGUAGGAAAAUGGGACUAUAGAAAGACUAAGAGUUUUAAUAUUUAUGUAUAUUGGGAGGUGGGGUGGAGUGAGGUAUGGGACUUGUGCUAGCGAUAUACAUGGAAUCCAUUUCUAUCAGGCUUAAAAUUCCAUGUCCAGGAUUUAACGCUUUUCAUUUAUGAUAACAGCAGCUAAGUAAUGAAGUACGUACCAGUUUCUGAUGUUGGGAAAAGAUUCACUAGGUCUUUUGGUCAAUCCACUUGAAAUAAGGAGGAUGAGAAGAACCAGGACUGAAUUGCUGUGCCCUCUUGGGAUGGAUUCUGGGUCUAGCCCUGGUAAGGGGAUGGACUUAACCUGGAUUUCUGUGUCCCUCUGGAAGGGAAUAUGGGUACAUGUCUUUGGAAGGAGAAGAAGCUGAACUGGAUUUUUGUGGACUCUGGGUGUUUCCACUGAGAUGGAAAUGAAGUGAAGGAAUAAGAAAGGAAUAAGAAGCAGGAUAGGGAAGCAGGGAAGAUGCAAUAUUUUAGUUAAGAACAAUAUGGAGAUGGUAGGCAACUCACAAAUAUAGCGCUGACAAUAUUUCUACUGCAAGCUCACCUAGUGGUUUCAUCUAUGGGGGCUCGCAUGGUGUGAUAAUAGUCACCAGGGGCCCCUUUUGGCCUUUUUACUCCCUUUAGUCUGGUGCCAAGGGGCCACAUGGCAGGCAAAAGGCCCCCUAUGCUCAGGUACAGAGGCGGCUCCACCAGCUCCGUGCUGUUCCCACAGGGGCCCCACGUGCAGGAGGCAUUCUGGUGUGGGCCAGGGGCAUGGCUAGGGCAUGCUCCUGCAAAGCUCUAUAAGGGUCAUUGAAGCACGGACGUAAGUAGCCAGUACCGGGUUUAUGCCAGCCCCUGCAGCACGAACUGCCUCCUCUUUGUUACUCUGCCACAGGAGAAUCAGAUUCCAGCAUCCUCUAUCACACCCUGCUGUGUUGUUGCCCCAGACAGACAUCUCUAGCUAUUCACUGCGUCUGCUUCUCUCUGACCCAGUCAUCCUCUGUAGGCAAGGAAGCUCCUCCAGUGGAGAGCUGUUGGCUUCUCCUUAGCAAAGGAGUGGAGGUUUCUGUUCAGUGGCAUUAAACUACACAGCAAAGUAGUCACCACCCCCUGAGCUGUCGGGUAGACCCUGAGGUAGCUGUUAAUACAUAUUGCUACCCCAAGGUAUCCGCGCAAAAGACAACUGCUGUCUCGGGUGCUGACUUUUAUUUUUCCCGGUGGCUGCUUCACCCCCACUCUCCCCCAAGGCCCUGCCCUGCCCCCACACCGCCCCUUCCCCUGAGGCCCUGGCCUUGCUCUGCUUCUUCCCGCCUCUGCUACGCCCUCUACCCUGAGGCCCCCAGCCCACCUGCCCGCCGCUCACUGCUCUCCACCCUCCCCAAGUGCCUCCUGCCAGCCGCCAACAGCUGAUCGAUGGCCCUGCCAAACAGCUGUGGCUGGUAUGUGCUGAGCACCCCCUAUUUUUUUCUGUGGGUGUUUGAGCCCCUGAGCACACACGGAGUUGGCACCUAUGACUGCUGUCACAAGAACUGAUACAUGAACCCCAGAGCGCAUGCACACCCAGCUAGAAGAAAAAUCAAACCCUCAAAGGACUGGGGCUCUGCUGAGUCCCACAGAGAAGCCAUCAGAGGGGUGGGUGCACGCUCCCUUGUGAACUUCCCACCAGGAUGUGCCCCCCCCCAUGAUUCUUACAUAAAAUCAUCACUUAUAAAGUUUUCAGAUGACACAAAAAUUGGGGGGUGGUAAAUAAUGAAGAGGACAAUUCACUGAUACAGAGCGAUCCGGAUUGCAUGGUAAACUGGGUGCAAG
Molecule: messenger RNA, 3890 nt
Organism: Chrysemys picta bellii (western painted turtle)
Lineage: Eukaryota; Metazoa; Chordata; Testudines; Emydidae
Gene: POPDC2
Product: popeye domain containing 2
Biological process (GO): heart development; regulation of membrane potential; striated muscle cell differentiation
Cellular component (GO): sarcolemma
Molecular function (GO): cAMP binding
Source: RefSeq, a predicted model, not a curated record